AUGAAAGGAAGCAAUCAAACUUUCCUCUCACAGUUCCUCCUCCUGGGUCUGCCCAUCCAGCCCGAGUAUGAACACCUGUUCUAUGCCUUAUUCCUUGCGAUGUAUCUUACCACCAUCCUGGGGAACCUCACCAUCAUCAUCCUCAUACAACUGGACUCUCAUCUCCACACGCCCAUGUAUUCUUUUCUCAGCAACUUGUCCUUCUCUGACCUCUGCUUUUCCUCUGUCACAAUGCCCAAGUUGCUGAAGAACAUGCAGAGCCAAGUUCCAUCCAUCCCUUAUGCAGGAUGCCUGGCCCAAAUGUAUUUCUUCCUGUUUUUUGCAGAUCUGGAGAGCUUUCUGCUUGUGGCCAUGGCCUAUGACCGCUAUGUGGCCAUCUGCUUCCCCCUGCAUUACACCAGGAUCAUGAACCCUAAGGUUUGUGUGUGCCUGGUGAUGCUAUCCUGGGUGCUGACCAUGUUCCAUGCCCUGUUGCAUACUUUACUCAUGGCCAUAUUGUCUUUCUGUGGGGACAACGUGAUCCCCCACUUUUUUUGUGACAUGUCUGCACUGCUGAAGCUGGCCUGCUCUGACACUAGUAUAAAUGAAUUGGUGAUAUUUGUCAUGGGAAGCAUAAUUCUUGUCAUCCUAUUUUUACUCAUUAUUGUUUCCUAUGCACGAAUUGUAUCCUCCAUUCUCAAGGGCCCUUCUGCUCGAAGUAUUCGUAAGGCCUUCUCUACCUGUGGUUCCCAUCUCUCUGUGGUGUCGCUGUUUUAUGGUACAGUCAUUGGUCUCUACUUAUGUCCAUCAGCUAAUAAUUCUACUGUGAAGGAGACAGUCAUGGCUAUGAUGUACACAGUGGUAACUCCCAUGCUGAACCCUUUUAUCUACAGCCUGAGAAACAGAGAGUUGAAGAGAGCCUUUGGAAGAGUCCUUUCUAAGAAGAAAAUUGCCUUCUGA
Chinchilla lanigera (long-tailed chinchilla) is the source of this 939-nucleotide messenger RNA. Its product is annotated as olfactory receptor 1468-like. Gene Ontology annotation, cellular component: membrane. Lineage: Eukaryota; Metazoa; Chordata; Mammalia; Rodentia; Chinchillidae. The transcript has a single exon. The coding region runs from base 1 to 939 and encodes 312 amino acids. The record is from RefSeq and is a predicted model, not a curated record. Gene Ontology annotation, biological process: G protein-coupled receptor signaling pathway. Gene Ontology annotation, molecular function: G protein-coupled receptor activity; olfactory receptor activity.